This is a messenger RNA of Scheffersomyces amazonensis, 921 nucleotides long. Its product is annotated as putative pantetheine-phosphate adenylyltransferase. NCBI's taxonomy places the organism in Eukaryota, Fungi, Ascomycota, Pichiomycetes, Serinales, Debaryomycetaceae. The transcript has a single exon. Gene Ontology annotation, biological process: coenzyme A biosynthetic process. The coding region runs from base 1 to 921 and encodes 306 amino acids. The record is from RefSeq and is a predicted model, not a curated record. Gene Ontology annotation, molecular function: dephospho-CoA kinase activity.
AUGAGUUAUCCUGUAAUUCUCGUAAAGAAUGUUGUAAAGUAUGAUUACAGCCAAUUGGUAGAACGAGUCAUUGCCAAUUCCAAUUUGGGAUUGACGAGGAUCGUUAUAGUUAUUCAACAAUCAAUUGAUAACUCUAAUCAGUUAAAUUCCAUAUUACCAAAGUACUAUGGGAUAGGGAGAACAGCAGCUCAAGCGGCUGGAUAUAAUAUUGAACUACAAAUCGAUGUAAUCUAUAAUAGGAUCAUUGAUAGAGCAUUUACAAAUUCAUGGAGUGUAAUAUAUAAGUCACCGAUUGAAGACAUUGAAGGUGAAGUGGAUACCUCAGUACCAACCAUAAACAUCAAUGCACCAAUAAAUCCUGAACAACUACACAUACAAAUCCAUAAUGAUGAUGAUAAUCAUAAUCAUAAUCAUAAUCAUACUAGUCCAGGAUUCUCAUAUCAACAAUUCCCAGUCACAGCCGUGGGUGGAACAUUCGAUCAUUUACAUGAUGGUCAUAAGAUUCUAUUAUCUAUGGCAUUAUUUUUAGCUCGUACAAAAUUAAUUAUUGGAAUUACGGGUGCUAAAUUAUUGGUGAAUAAAAAGUAUGCCGAAGCGCUUGAACCAUUUAGUGUUCGACAAUCAAAUGUUGUAGAAUUCCUUGCCUUACUUAAUAGUGCGCAUACCAACUGGGAGAUAUAUGAAAUUAAUGAUGUGUGUGGACCCACGGGGUUUGUAGGAGAUAUUGAUGCAUUAGUACUUAGUUAUGAAUCUGCUAAGGGGGGUGAAUAUGUCAAUGAGUAUCGUACUAAUCAUGGUUUCCGGGCUUUGCAAGUUAUAUCAAUUGAUGUAAUUGGUGGGAAUGGAGAUCAAGAUAAUAAUUGGCAGGGUAAAUUGAGUUCUACUGAUUUUAGAGAAUGGCAAUUAAAGCAUAAGGCGUAA